Cucumis melo (muskmelon) is the source of this 2251-nucleotide messenger RNA. RefSeq names its product putative ubiquitin-conjugating enzyme E2 39. The record is from RefSeq and is a predicted model, not a curated record. NCBI's taxonomy places the organism in Eukaryota, Viridiplantae, Streptophyta, Magnoliopsida, Cucurbitales, Cucurbitaceae. Bases 1039 to 2016 code for a protein of 325 amino acids. Gene Ontology annotation, molecular function: ubiquitin conjugating enzyme activity. The transcript has a single exon.
UUCUCAUUUAAUUUUAUUGUAAAUCAUGUUCAGAUUCAAAAUUAGCCCCUUCCCAACGGUAAAUUUAUUUGUAGCUACAAACAUCACAACAUAAUAUAUAGCUUCAUUUAAAACAUGUAUCCUAUUUUUAGACACAAUCAUUUCCUUAUACCAUAAAGUCUAAAUGACAUCUCAUUACUUUUAUCUAUUGAUCUUUUAUUUUAUAUUUACUUUUAAACAAUAACAAUAUAAUUAUAUAUAAAGGUAAACAUUAAAACUCUAAUUAAACUUUUAAAACUAAAUGGGUCUAAUAAUCACUUCAUUAUUAUUUGUUUUGAAUCUGAUGUUUUAAAUUUAAACGAAACAAUCAAGGUAAAAUUAGAGAGAAAGUUAGAAGCAAAAGGAUAGCAAGCAUCCAUUUUUUUUUUCAUUGAUUUUAAUUUCUUUUCAAAAUAAAAGUUGAAUUUUUAGUUCUUUUUGGAAUAAAAAACAAAUGGAAGAAUAUAUUAGAAAAAACCAUAAAAUUUACUGUUUUGUUUAUUUUUUGAAAAAUUGUGAAAAAACUUUUAUUCUUGACAGAUAAGCAAAAAUUGACAAAUAUGAAAGGAUAAAUACUACACACCAUUGUUUAGCAUAUAGCGAAAGAAAAGGGAUUUUUUUUGUAACUUAGCAGAAAAGAACCUGUUUUUCAAAAUAAAGAAAAACAUUCCGUUUUUCUUCUAUUAUUUAAUUUCGAUUUUGGACCCAUUUUUUGGUUUUUAAACAACAAUAGUAAUAAUAAAUAAAUAUCUAAAAAACAGUAAAAACAAAUUUUAAAAAACGUCCCCGUGAUUCCCUUUUAGCCCAUAAAUAGCCAUUCGGCAUUUGGUACUAAGCUGACUCCUUUUCAACGCACCGCCAAAAACGUUUAGUUUUCCCGUCACUAUCUUAAAACGACACCUCCUCCGUCGUUUUGAUACCAAAGGAAUCAAAUCUCUCAUCUCUUUUUAUUUGUUUUAUUUUAUUUUUAUGUUUAUUUAUUUCUCUCCCUCAAGAAAAUAAAAAAUAAAGACACAAAAAAUGGCUUCUCCAUCUCCAUCUCCAUCUCCUCCUCUCGACGGCGAAGACAAACAUCCGACCACCGUCGAUGGCGGAGACGAACCAAACAGAUCGCUUUCGUCUCCGUCUCCAUCGCCACCGUCGUUCUCCUUCAAACGCUUCGACAUCGUCAGCGACUACUCCGAUCACCAUUACGCCGAUUCAAACCUCUUCCCGAACUGCAUUGGAUCAGACGUCUCGAAGAAGAUCAUGAGAGAAUGGAAGAUUCUCGAAAGAAAUCUUCCGGAAUCAAUUUUCGUUCGCGCUUACGAAGAGCGAAUCGAUCUGUUAAGAGCAGUAAUCGUCGGUCCAUCCGGAACACCAUAUCACGACGGAUUAUUCUUCUUCGAUUUAGCCUUCACUUCAGACUAUCCAAUUACUCCACCAAUGGUGUAUUACCAUUCCUACGGAUUGAGAUUAAACCCUAACCUAUACGAAGACGGUUACGUUUGCUUAAGUUUAAUCAACACCUGGGAUGGAAAAGAAGAAGAGAGAUGGAAUCCAUCAAUUUCAACAGUUCUACAGAUUUUAAUAUCGAUUCAAGCGCUGGUGUUGAAUGAGAAGCCGUAUUUCAACGAACCGGAGUUGGAAGAAGAAGAAGCGGAUGAUCAAGGGGAGAUUUACUCAGAUGCGUAUAAUAAGGAAGUGUAUUUGUUGUGUUGUGAGAUGAUGAUGAGAUUGAUGAAGAAUCCGGUGAAGAAUUAUGAAGAAUUUGUGAGGAAUUACUUUGGGGAAAAAGGGGAAAGGAUAUUGGCGGCAUGUGAAGCAUAUUCCGAUGGAAGAGUUAGGGUUGGGAGAUACAAUGAAAAUGAAAAAGAGAACAACAACAUCAACAACAACAAUAAUAAUAAUGGUGAGACCUGUAAACGAGGGGAUGUUUCUGCCAUUUUCAAGGCGUUAAUGGAGAAGACACAUCGGGAUCUGCACGCAGCUUUUCUCCAUUUCUGCACCUCCUCGUAGACGGUACGAACUUCCAGCUUUUUUGCCUUUUUUUCUUUUUCUUUCUUUUUAAAUUAUACAGAAAUAUUUCGGGUUAAUCAUAAGAAAAUUAUUACUUUCUUUUUAGCCACAAAAUUACUCUUAGAUUAAUUGGGACUUGGAAUGGUGUGACAGACAUGUUUAGAGAAGAAGUCUCGAGUAAUUCGAGCAAUAUUGCAAUUUGAAAUAAAUAAAUAGUUUAUGAGUGUUUUCUUUA